Messenger RNA from Dermacentor silvarum, 2469 nucleotides. RefSeq names its product V-type proton ATPase catalytic subunit A-like. Gene Ontology annotation, molecular function: ATP binding; ATP hydrolysis activity; proton-transporting ATPase activity, rotational mechanism. Gene Ontology annotation, biological process: ATP metabolic process; proton transmembrane transport. Gene Ontology annotation, cellular component: proton-transporting V-type ATPase, V1 domain; lysosomal membrane. The record is from RefSeq and is a predicted model, not a curated record. NCBI's taxonomy places the organism in Eukaryota, Metazoa, Arthropoda, Arachnida, Ixodida, Ixodidae.
UUGUGAAUUCAUUAUGAGAGGUAAAAGCUCGCUCGUGCCUAUGGUCAUGUGAUUUCUCGCGCAUAGCCGGCAGCAGUAGAGAAGGAGAAGCAGCGGUCCGGUGCUAUCGACUGCUGACCUGAACAAGUCAAGAUGUCUCUACCAAAGAUCCAGAAUGUCGAAAAAGAGUCAAACCUCGGAUAUGUGUAUGCGGUCUCCGGCCCCGUCGUUACAGCGGAAAAGAUGGCCGGAACUGCCAUGUACGAACUUGUACGUGUGGGUCAUGAAGAGCUGGUUGGCGAAAUCAUCAAGCUUGAUGGUGACAUGGCCACCAUACAAGUCUAUGAAGAGACCUCUGGACUCACUGUUGGUGACCCCGUGUUGCGAACGGGCAAGCCCCUUUCGGUGGAGCUGGGGCCGGGCAUCAUGAACAACAUCUUUGACGGCAUCCAGCGGCCCCUGCGAGAGAUCCAUGCGCUGUUCAAAAGUAUUUACCUGCCCAAGGGGGUGAGCACGCCUGCUCUCAGGCGAGAUAUCCAGUGGGAGUUUAAGCCGACCAACUUCAAGGUUGGCAGCCACGUGACUGGCGGUGACAUUUAUGGCGUUGUCCAAGAAAACACACUAAUGCAACACAAGAUAAUGCUGCCACCCAAGUCAAAGGGCACCAUCACGUACAUCGCUGAACCUGGGAACUAUGCCGUCAAUGACAAGAUCUUGGAAAUUGAAUUUGACGGCGAAAAGAGCAGCUACACAAUGAUGCAAGUGUGGCCCGUGCGUAACAUGCGCCCUGUGACGGAGAAACUGGCUGCCAAUCAUCCGCUGCUCACCGGCCAGAGGGUGCUCGACACCCUGUUCCCGUGUGUCCAGGGAGGCACUACUGCCAUUCCCGGUGCCUUCGGUUGUGGAAAAACAUGCAUCUCACAAGCCCUCUCCAAGUAUUCCAACAGCAAUGUGAUCGUGUACGUCGGCUGUGGAGAGCGUGGCAAUGAAAUGUCUGAAGUACUCAGGGACUUCCCUGAGCUCACUAUUGAAAAGGACGGAAAGCGGGUGUCUAUCAUGGACCGUACAACGCUGGUCGCCAACACAUCAAACAUGCCUGUCGCUGCCCGUGAGGCGUCCAUCUACACAGGCAUUACACUUUCAGAGUACUUCCGUGACAUGGGCAACCAUGUAGCAAUGAUGGCCGACUCCACCUCUCGAUGGGCUGAGGCUCUGAGAGAAAUCUCGGGACGUUUGGCCGAAAUGCCAGCAGAUUCUGGCUACCCUGCCUACCUGGCUGCUCGGUUGGCAUCCUUCUACGAGCGUGCUGGUCGGGUCAAGUGCCUUGGAAACCCCGAGAGAGAAGGCAGUGUCACCAUUGUGGGGGCUGUCUCGCCUCCUGGUGGUGAUUUCUCGGACCCGGUGACAUCUGCGACGCUGGGCAUUGUGCAAGUAUUUUGGGGCUUGGACAAAAAGCUGGCCCAGCGCAAACAUUUCCCAUCUGUCAACUGGCUCAUCUCCUACAGCAAGUACACACGUGCCCUCGACGACUACUACGAGAGGAACUUUCCCGAGUUUGUACAGCUCCGAACAAAGUGCCAGCAGAUCCUACAGGAGGAAGAAGACCUUUCUGAAAUUGUCCAGCUUGUCGGAAAGGCGUCCCUGGCGGAGACUGACAAGAUAACGCUGGAGGUUGCGCGCCUGCUGAAAGACGACUUCCUGCAGCAGAACAGCUACACCCCGUAUGAUCGGUUCUGCCCGUUCUACAAGUCAGUGGGCAUGCUGCGCAACAUAAUUGGCCUGUACGACCUGGCCAAGCAGGCGGUGGAGGCGACUGCCCAGAGCGAGAACCGCAUCACCUGGGCGCUCAUCCGCGAGGCCCUUGGGGACCUCCUCUACCAGCUCAGCAGCAUGAAAUUCAAGGACCCCGCUGUGGACGGUGAGAAGAAAAUCAAGCAGGACUUCGAGGAGCUGUUUGAGAACAUCCAGCAGGCCUUCCGCAACUUGGAAGACUGAAAAAAGAAUGUUUCCUCACCAGCACUGCCAAGAAGGAGCCAAAGAACAGCGUCAAUCGCUUGGCCCCGUUAAAGCUUGUGGUGUUGUUUCCUUCAACCUCAUUCCAAGUAGGCUCGUACUGUAACUGUGUCAGACGGUUUGCGCACAUAUGAGGGAGAGCAGUCUGUGUGUAUUAGAUGUUAGUGGCCUGCCUUAGCAGUGCGGAAGCUGUGAGCAGCAAUACCAUUUUUUUUUUCUUUGCAUUUGAUUCCGGUGCUCGACUGUCUGUGUACAUAUUUUUCUGGAGCGUCCAUUUUUUUUAUCAUUCUUUCCUUUUUUUGUAAAUUAAAGCAAUAUUUUUCUGCUUUUAUCAUAUCAAUUUUGUUACCUCAUUUAAUGAAGUGGGCUUUGGGGAUGGCACUGGAUUUGAAAGUGAUAUAUCUGGAUUCUUCCGUUUAUUCUCAAUUUUUUUUUUUUGGUGUCUCUGAUAAUGGAAGUGUCAACAAUAAAAUCUAU